Messenger RNA from Xiphias gladius (swordfish), 1547 nucleotides. It is a transcript of the gene dtnbp1a, whose product is annotated as dystrobrevin binding protein 1a. The record is from RefSeq and is a predicted model, not a curated record. The transcript has 11 exons. Gene Ontology annotation, biological process: negative regulation of protein kinase activity; platelet dense granule organization; neuron projection development. Gene Ontology annotation, cellular component: neuron projection; BLOC-1 complex; cytoplasm. Lineage: Eukaryota; Metazoa; Chordata; Actinopteri; Istiophoriformes; Xiphiidae. The coding region runs from base 310 to 1377 and encodes 355 amino acids.
UUUCAGGCAGACUUUCUCGGGCUGCGUAAAAAUCCUUCUUUUUUUGCUACAGCAGACAUAACCCCACCCAAUUAACUGUCAGAACCUGCUGUUUAGGUCUCAGCAGGAUCUACAGACACGGAGGGAUGGUGGGGCUGCCUGGGAGUCUCGGGUUCAGGGCAAACGGAAAUCCACGCUCAGCGCACUGACCAGUAGGGUCACAGAGCGAACGGGCCACUGUAGUGUAAAACACUUCGGUGUUGAUAGUCACUUAAAGCUGGUGUCUAAGUGAGAAAGAUCAGAUCAGAGAACCCGACAUUGGGAGGAAUCAUGUUUGAAAACUUCAGAGAAAGACUUCACAUGGUCCAGCAGGAUUUCACAACCGGCUUAAAGACCCUUGGAGACAAAUCAAGAGACACCAAAAUCAGGAGGAGACCCAGGUUUGAAGUAAGCCUUCCCAAUUUCAGUGCUGGACUGGAAAUCCUUAGCAGAUAUGAAGACAAUUGGUUUCUGCUCCAUAAAAGAACUAAAGACUGUGCUCAGGCUGCAGAGGCCAUAGAUGGGGACAUAGUGAUGCUCUCAGCACACUGGGAGAGAAGAAGAACAGCUCUGACACAAUUACAGGAACAACUUCAAAGCUUGCCAGCCUUUAUCAGUGAGCUCGAUGCCAUCACUGCUAACAUAGCACAUUUGGAGGGUGACUUUGAGGAGAUGGAAAGCAGACUGUUAUACCUGGAGACUCUGUGUUGUCAAUGUGAACAACAGACGUUCAAACAACAUCAUAUCAACCAACUAGAAGUUUACAAGAAAAAGAAGAGGAGGGAGUUGGAGGCACUGGAAGUGGAACUGAAUUCGGAACAUGCUCAGAAGGUGGAAGAGCUGGAGCAGGCCAUGCGGAAAAAACUGAGAGAACGACAGAAAGUCUAUGAAGAAGCCUUUAACCAAGACAUGGAGCAAUACCUGUCGACUGGAUACCUACAGCAUAGAGAGCCAACAGGAGCUGAUGUGUGUGUUCUGGAUCAGAUGACACUAACUAACAUGUCUGACCAGGAGGCUUUGGAUGAAUUCCUUAACUCCACUGGUGAUGACAUCAGUACUGGGUCAUCACUGACCUCAGGUCCAGACCUUGAUUCCUGCUCUUCUGAAUCUAUGAGAAGCCAAGUGAACCAAGGCCCUCCCACAAACAACCAAACAUCAAACCAGAACGCAGUAGGGGAGCAGGAAGAGGAAGUGGCCAGUGAGGAGAGCGAUGAACCUCUGGUGCAGUCAGAUGAGGAGGAUGUUCAACUGGAUAUGUCAUUGGUUGGCCUGCAGGAUGUUGGUACAGUGAGGGGAUCUGAUGAGAGUGACUCUGCAGGGGACCUGCCCUCUGGAAUCCAGCUUUCCAUGCCAGACUAGCCAGAAAAACCAAAGAAGAAGACCUGCAUUGAGUAUUUUGUGGUAUUAAUUACAGUUUACCACUGUAACUUUGUACUAAAGAAACAGAAUUUACUACUGUUGAAGUUUCUGAACAAAAAGGUGAUCCCUCUGUUUAACUCCCAAAAACUAAUAAACAUCACCUUAUCAAA